Messenger RNA from Pygoscelis adeliae (Adelie penguin), 492 nucleotides. RefSeq names its product BCL2-like 15 (gene BCL2L15). Bases 1 to 492 code for a protein of 163 amino acids. The record is from RefSeq and is a predicted model, not a curated record. The transcript is spliced from 4 exons. Gene Ontology annotation, biological process: regulation of apoptotic process. NCBI's taxonomy places the organism in Eukaryota, Metazoa, Chordata, Aves, Sphenisciformes, Spheniscidae.
AUGGCAACCUUCGAGGAGCAGACAGAAUGCAUUGUGGAAGCCUUGUUCUCUGACCUCUCAGGUGAAGAUGGGAGUGACUGCCGGAGCCUGGAGACAGACUGGGGAGACCCUGUGCAGUCUGCAGGAGAGCCUCCAACCAGGUUUGACCCAGUCGUGGUCGCCAGUCGCCUGCGGCAGAUGGGGGACCAGUGCAACAUGGAUUUUGAAAAGUGCAACAUGAUUUCCUCAGAGGCUCUUGCUGAAGUGCUCAAGGGGAAGAUGGAGAAGUUUGGGGCUGCCGUGGAGUCUCUCAGCAGGAGCUGGAGUAACCAGAACCCCGAGCUGGUCUAUGAGAGAGUUUUUCUCUCUGUUUCUGUGAAAUUGCUAAUGCAUGUUGCUAAGAAAAUCCCAUCUGUGGUGCAGCCCAGACAACUCAUAAAUGCGAUUAAUGGAAAUUCUCAAGUGAGAAGCUACAUUGAGGCCUGCGGCGGAUGGGAGAACUUGGACAAUUGA